Molecule: messenger RNA, 1726 nt
Organism: Drosophila simulans
Lineage: Eukaryota; Metazoa; Arthropoda; Insecta; Diptera; Drosophilidae
Product: nuclear transcription factor Y subunit beta
Exons: 3
Coding region: 183-1571 (462 amino acids)
Source: RefSeq, a predicted model, not a curated record
GCGCAGAGCUUCAGUCGUGGUUUUCAGCUCGACCCAAGCGAACGGACGUCUUUGAAAAGCGGACGCGGCAUAAACCGCACGGAAAACGCAACGAAAUCGAAAGUGUUCACCACGCGACUGGAAUCGCCAAGUGCUCAGCGAGGCGGGGGCAAUAUACCCAUCCGUAAACAUUACGUGUCACCAUGCCGCCGGCUGGUCAACAACUCCGGCUUACGGCCCUUGUUUAUCUGGCAUUAGGUAUUGCACUCUUAUGCAAUGGCAGCGAUGGUGAAACUAGGCAAAAAUACGCCAAUGAAUCACUCGUGGGCGCAGACGAUCCAGCUCCAGUCUGGUCGCAGUUUCUCGAAGAUUACGUCUUGAGCCAAAGCAGCAGUAGCAGUGGCAGCCAGCGAAAGUCCAAAGACCUGCCUUAUAUGGGCGGGGACAUGGGCGUCAAUGGACCGCUCAGCUAUCACUCGUCCGCCUACAAGCGACCCGGCAACAAUAUCUACAUCACCAGGAGGAUCGGCGAGGCGGUGGAACUGGAGCCGCAUCUGCGAAAGCCCGUAGAGAGCCAGAGUCCCAUUGUGAAUCCUCAGUUCCGACCCAUGACCAAUCAAAUGUUGCACCAGCAACACCAACAGAUGCAGCAGCAACAACAGCAACAGCAGCAGAUGCAGCAGCAACAGUUGCAGCAACGCCAGCAACCGGGUUUCCUGCAGCAACUCUUUGGCAUAGGUGGCAGUGGCGGUGGUGGUAGCGGUAAUCCUACUCAGCUCCAGCAGCAUGUGCGACCAGUGCCGCUGCAACAGCAACAAGUGCAACAGAUACCGCAGCAACACCCGCAACAGCAACAUCUUGUGGGCGGUCAGCCGACUACAUUCCGAGCUGUCUCCGAAAAUGAUCUUUAUCUCCUGGGAGCCAUUGAAAAGUUGGUAUAUCGAGUGGAUUACCUGGAGAGUCGAGUGCGCCGCUCGGAGCAGCUGAUCUACUACCUGAUGGCCGGGAACAAUCAGAAGGAGGUGAAGGAUCCCUGUCCCGCGAACUUCACCCGCAUCAGCGACAACUGCUACUACAUCAACAGCCAGCAGCAGGUGAACUGGAAGACGGCGAACUCUGCCUGCAAGGGUCUAAACUCGCACCUGGCCGAGUUCGAGAAGGUCUCGGAGAAUGAGGAGAUCAUGGCCUAUCUGCUGAACCAGCCGGCGCAUCGUGGUCGCGAUUACUGGCUGGGCGGUCUCAAUCCUGGCCUACUCUGGAUCUGGUCCAACUCGGCCAAGCCAGUGAAUCCCAACAUGAAUCUCACAUCCAUUGCGAUGGCCCAGAAGGGGGAGAACUCCACGGCCGCCAAUCUGGUGGACAGUUCGGAGCAGACUGCAGAGGAAGCGACCAGCGAGGAUGUGCUGAACAACACGGUGCAAAUAGAGGGCAAGGGUCGCUGCCUACGGCUGAGUUACAAUGCCGGAAAGCACAGCUAUGUGUACUACGGACAGGAGUGCACCUCGCGGCACUACUACAUCUGCGAACACGAGGACAAGACGCUGGACAACAAGAUCAAGAAGAUCAGCCGCGAGCUGAAGCUGUUCGAGUGAGGAUGGGAUGCAAUCCAAUCCGAUCCUCAUGUGAUACUUCCAGUUACCUAGCCAUAUAUCGCAUAAUUUCGAAUGAAUUUAUUCUUGUGUUACACAUUAAAUAUUUAUAAAUAUUUAUACAAUUAAUAAACAUACCGGAUAGUUUUCAAAACGUU